GAAAGCGAGAGGGAGACUGACGUUGAGAGAACGAGGAGGAAGGAGAGAAAAUGACGUCCACGGAUUACAGUACCUACAGCCAAGCUGCAGCCCAGCAGGGCUACAGCGCUUACGCCGCCCAGCCCACUCAAGGAUAUGCACGGACCACCCAGGCGUAUGGGCAACAAAGCUAUGGAACCUAUGGACAGCCCACUGAUGUCAGCUAUACCCAAGCUCAGACCACUGCGACUUACGGGCAGACCGCCUAUGCGACUUCUUAUGGACAGCCUCCCACUGGUUAUACUACUCCAACUGCUCCCCAGGCGUACAGCCAGCCUGUCCAGGGGUAUGGCACUGGUGCUUAUGAUACCACCACUGCUACAGUCACCACCACCCAGGCCUCAUAUGCAGCUCAGUCUGCUUAUGGCACUCAGCCUGCUUACCCAGCCUAUGGGCAGCAGCCGGCAGCUACCGUACCUACAAGACCUCAAGAUGGUAACAAACCUGCUGAGACUAGUCAACCUCAGUCUAGCACAGGGGGUUGCAACCAACCCAGCCUAGGAUACGGACAAAGUAACUACAGUUAUCCCCAGGUACCUGGGAGUUACUCCAUGCAGCCAGUCACCGCACCUCCAUCCUACCCUCCUACCAGCUAUUCCUCUACACAGCCGACUAGUUAUGAUCAGAGCAGUUACUCUCAGCAGAACACCUAUGGGCAGCCAAGCAGCUAUGGACAGCAGAGUAGCUAUGGUCAACAAAGCAGCUAUGGGCAGCAGCCUCCCACUAGUUACCACCCCCCCCCAACUGGAUCCUACAGCCAGGCUCUAAGUCAAUAUGGCCAACAGAGCAGCAGCUACGGGCAGCAGAGUUCAUUCCGACAGGACCACCCCAGUAGCAUGAGUGUUUAUGGGCAGGAGUCUGGAGGAUUUUCCGGACCAGGAGAGAACCGGGGCAUGAGUGGCCCUGAUAAUCGGGGCAGGGGAAGAGGGGGAUUUGAUCGUGGAGGCAUUAGCAGAAGUGGGCGGGGAGGAGGACGCGGUGGAAUGGGCGCUGGAGAGCGAGGUGGCUUCAAUAAGCAUGGUGGACCCAUGGAUGAAGGACCAGAUUUUGAUCUAGGCCCACCCGUAGAUCCAGAUGAAGACUCUGACAACAGUGCAAUUUAUGUGCAAGGAUUAAAUGACAAUGUGACUCUAGAUGAUCUGGCAGACUUCUUUAAGCAAUGUGGGGUUGUUAAGAUGAACAAGAGAACUGGGCAACCCAUGAUCCACAUCUAUCUGGACAAGGAAACGGGAAAGCCCAAAGGUGAUGCCACAGUGUCCUAUGAAGACCCACCAACUGCCAAGGCUGCUGUGGAAUGGUUUGAUGGGAAAGACUUUCAAGGGAGCAAACUUAAAGUCUCUCUUGCUUGGAAGAAGCCUCCGAUGAACAGCAUGAGGGGUGGUAUGCCACCCCGUGAGGGCAGAGGGGUGCCACCACCGCUCCAUGGAGGUCCAGGAGGCCCAGGAGGUCCUGGGGGACCCAUGGAUCGCAUGGGAGGCUGUGGAGGAGAUAGAGGAGGUUUCCCUCCAAGGGGGCCCUGAGGCUCUCGAGGGAACCCCUCCGGAGGAGGCAAUGUCCAACACCGAGCUGGAGACUGGCAGUGUCCCAAUCUGGAUUGUGGAAACCAGAACUUCACGUGGAGAACAGAAUGCAACCAGUGUAAGGCCCCGAAGCCUGAAGGCUUCCUCCCACCACCCUUCCCGCCCCCGGGUGGUGAUCGUGGCAGAGGUGGCCGUGGUGGCAUGCGGGGUGGAAGAGAAGGCCUCAUGGAUCAUGGCGGCCCUGAUGGCAUGUUCAGAGGUGGCCGUGGUAGAGACAGAGGUGGCUUCCAUGGUGGCCGGGGCAUGGACCGAGGUGGCUUUGGUGGAGGAAGACGAGGUGGCCCUGGGGGGCCCCCUGGACCUUUGAUGGAACAGAUGGGAGGAAGAAGAGGCAGACGUGGAGGACCUGGAAAAAUGGAUAAAGGCGAGCACCGUCAGGAGUGCAGAGACCGGCCUACUAGACACAGAGACCCCACAGAGCUGCAUUGACUACCAGAUUUAUUUUUUAAACCAGAAAAUGUUUUAAAUUUAUAACUCCAUAUUUAUAAUGUUGGCCACAACAUUAUGAUUAUUCCUUGUCUGUACUUUAGUAUUUUUCACCAUUUGUGAAGAAACAUUAAAACAAGUUAAAUGGUAA
Molecule: messenger RNA, 2196 nt
Organism: Lemur catta (Ring-tailed lemur)
Lineage: Eukaryota; Metazoa; Chordata; Mammalia; Primates; Lemuridae
Product: RNA-binding protein EWS-like
Biological process (GO): regulation of DNA-templated transcription
Cellular component (GO): nucleus
Molecular function (GO): RNA binding; transcription coregulator activity
Source: RefSeq, a predicted model, not a curated record